AGUGUCCCGGAGCGGGUCACUGACAUCUUCUUUUACUCCAGAGGAGAGAAAAACAAACAGAGAGAGAGAGGGAGAGAGAGAGAGAGAGAGAGAGAGAGAGAGGUGCAAGCACCUGCAACAGAAGUACCUUUGCUCUCCAUAACGCGCGCGUCAAGUUUAUCCACUAAAAUAAACAAGUCACUGACGGGCCCCGCGGCUCCCGGAGGGUGCGGGUUAUCGCGAGAUGAGCAGUCCCGAUGCGGGCUACGCCAGUGACGAUCCGAGCCAGGCCCGCGGGAGCAGCUCAGCACUGAUGGCCGGCGCGGGUCAGUGCGCGUGGCCGGAGCCGCUCAGCCCGCGCGCACACGCCAAAGCCAAGAGUGAAGUUUGUGCGGCGGCGCGCGGGAAAGGCGAAGCGCGCAUCCGCCGGCCGAUGAACGCGUUCAUGGUGUGGGCCAAAGACGAGCGCAAGAGACUGGCACAGCAAAACCCUGACCUGCACAACGCCGAGCUCAGCAAAAUGCUCGGUAAGUCAUGGAAAGCCCUGUCCAUGUUGGAUAAGCGACCAUUUGUGGAGGAGGCAGAACGACUGCGUGUGCAGCACAUGCAGGAUCAUCCAAACUACAAGUACCGGCCUCGUCGCCGCAAACAGGUGAAGAGAAUCAAGCGCCUGGACUCUGGCUUCCUAAUGCCUGGGGCAAGUGAACCCCAGGGUGCUCUGAAUAUGGAGAACAUCGAGGUGGGCUACUCCCUCCCCCCUGGGGGUUUGCCUCAGGCUGGUCUGUCUCAGUACUGCGAUGCCCAGGGCUUGUUUGAACACUACAGCCUUCCCACUCCUGACUCCUCCCCAAUGGAUGCGAUGGGGACAGACAGUGUGUUCUUCACUGGCCAUUCUCAGGAGGACAGCUCUCACAUGGCUUACAGCUACCAUCACCAACAAGAGUACGCACCUCUAGGGCCCCAGCACCCACUCAUUAGUUCCCAGGCUCAAGGCAGAGUACGAAAUGACACACACUCGCAUGCCACGACACACGCACAGGUUCACACACAUGCCACCUCCAGCUUACAUUUAGUACAUGCUCACAGCACCACACAAGUCAAUCCGAUGAGCAGCUCACACCCUCAGGAACUCGCGAAUGCAAAUGGCAGCACACAUCACAAUAUCAGCCACAAUAUCAAUCCUCAUCAUGCACAUCCAAUAUCUCAGGCCCUUUUUAACAGGAGCCUGUCACCUGGCGCUAGUCAGGCCCCGCCCCCUGCAUACCUGGGCUGUCCGUCUACUCUAGGUGUUUUUUAUAACCCUGCUUCUCAGGUAAAACGCCCGCUUGAUCAGCAAUCACCUCCACAAGAAGGGCAUACACAUUCACACACUCUGUCUGAGCAACACUCCCAUACACAUACAGAGACGUGCCGGCAUGCGCCUGAGAUGCUAAGUGAAAUGGCUUGUGGUGAAUUUGAGCAGUACCUUUCCUAUGGGCUUCCUCAUGCACCCAUGCAGGGGUCUGACCUCAUCUCCACUGUACUGUCUGAUGCGAGCACUGCUGUGUACUACUCUAACUAUAACAACACCUGAAGCUCACAGCAAACACCCCUGAGCCAACAAUAAAUGACUUCUGAAUGACUUAACACUGUCUGAACACACUGGUGCCACAUAUGGCAGCGACACACACACACACACACACACACACACACACACACACACACACACAUAUAUUUGUAUAUAUAUUUGUAGAACGUAAUGAAGGGGGUAAUGAACUUAUUAUGAAAAUGUUUAGAAUCAUAUGACUUGUAUAUGUAAAUUCACUGAAACAUGCUUAAUUAAAUAUGUCUGAAUGUUUUUAAAGGAGAAAGUAAUGCUGAAAAACACUGUACAUAAGUCCUUUUAUAAAAUGAAUUGUCGUUAAUGUAUUAAAAUGUAAUUUCAUACUUUUUUUGCACUUUUGGGAAAUAAACA
This is a messenger RNA of Neoarius graeffei (lesser salmon catfish), 1933 nucleotides long. It is a transcript of the gene sox17, whose product is annotated as SRY-box transcription factor 17. Bases 224 to 1552 code for a protein of 442 amino acids. The record is from RefSeq and is a predicted model, not a curated record. Gene Ontology annotation, molecular function: RNA polymerase II cis-regulatory region sequence-specific DNA binding; DNA-binding transcription activator activity, RNA polymerase II-specific. The transcript has 2 exons. Lineage: Eukaryota; Metazoa; Chordata; Actinopteri; Siluriformes; Ariidae. Gene Ontology annotation, biological process: heart development; vasculogenesis; positive regulation of transcription by RNA polymerase II.